Budorcas taxicolor (takin) is the source of this 1712-nucleotide messenger RNA. It is a transcript of the gene ZFYVE19, whose product is annotated as zinc finger FYVE-type containing 19. The transcript has 10 exons. The coding region runs from base 84 to 1379 and encodes 431 amino acids. The record is from RefSeq and is a predicted model, not a curated record. Gene Ontology annotation, cellular component: centrosome; midbody; cleavage furrow. Gene Ontology annotation, molecular function: metal ion binding; phosphatidylinositol-3-phosphate binding. Gene Ontology annotation, biological process: mitotic cytokinesis checkpoint signaling; abscission. NCBI's taxonomy places the organism in Eukaryota, Metazoa, Chordata, Mammalia, Artiodactyla, Bovidae.
GGCUGGGUGAAGGUGCGAGGGGCCCGACCAGACCCGCAAGAGGUGUGCUCUGCGGAUCGUGCCGCGCCGCACCGGGAAACAGGAUGGAGAGUAGGUGCUACGGGUGCGCUGUCAAAUUCACCCUCUUCAAGAAGGAGUAUGGCUGUAAGAACUGUGGCCGGGCCUUCUGUUCCGGCUGCCUUAGCUUCAGUGCAGCAGUUCCCCGAGCUGGAAACACUCAACAGAAGGUCUGCAAGCAAUGCCAUGAGGUUCUGACCAGAGGAUCUUCUCCUGCCAGUGCCUCCAAGUGGUCACCACCUCAGAACUAUAAGAAGCGUGUGGCAGCAUUGGAAGCCAAGCAGAAGCCCAGCACUCCCCGGAGCCAUGGACUGACCCAGCAAGAUCAAGCCAUUGCUGAGCGCCUGGCACGGCUCCGCCAGGAGAACAAGCCCAGUGAGCAGGCCCAGACAGGGUGGAAAAGACACCAUCCAGGGCUCCUGGGAGUAGGAUCCCUCUGGAUCUUAGAAGGCUUCUCUAUGCCAAUUGCAGAGUCAGUGCCCUCGCAGGCGGAGAUAGAAGCCAGGCUAGCUGCACUGAGGGAUGCAUUCCAGGGUCCUGUCCCUUCCACCCAGGAGAUGGAGGCACGGCUUGCUGUGCUGCAAGGCAGAGUUCCAUCUUCUCAGGCCCCCCAGAUGGCACAUCAACCACCGGACCCCAGGACCCAGGUGCAGCAGGCGCAGGAUCUGCUGACACAGCUAACAGCGGAGGUGGCUAUUGAUGAGAGCUGGGAACAAGAAGGCCCAGCCACCUCUAUCCAGAACGACCUCAACCGGGGGGACCCAGGGGCCCAGAGCACCAGUUACAGGGGGCAAGCCACCUGGUCCCUGGAGGAGGAGAAGAGCAGGUUGCUGGCUGAGGCAGCGGUCGAGCUUCGGGAGGAGAACACGCGGCAGGAGCGCAUCCUGGCCCUCGCCAAGCGCCUGGCUGUGCUGCAGGGACGGGACCCUGACAGAGUGACCCUCCAGGACUACCACCUUCCAGACAGCGAUGAUGAAGAGGAAGAAGAGAAGGCCAUCCAGAGAGUCCUGCGGCAGCUCACUGAAGAAGCUGCCCUGGAUGAGGCAAGUGGCUUUAACAUCCCUGUGGGGCCAACUCCCCAACUCCAAGACCAGUCCUGCAGGGCAGAGCCUAAGGCCCAAGCCAUGGCCACCAGGCCUGAGGAAGAGGAAGAGGAGCUCCCCUGGUGCUGCAUCUGCAAUGAGGAUGCCACCCUUCGCUGUGCUGGCUGCGACGGAGACCUCUACUGCAUCCGCUGCUUCCGGGAAGGCCAUGAUGCCUUUGAGCUUAAAGAGCACCAGACAUCUGCCUACCAGCCCCUGCAUAAAGGCCGAGGGCACUGAGGGAGCCCUGGUCCUCCCAGGAAGGUCAUCCUACAGGCAAGCACACAGGCUGGGGCACCCUCCAGGGCAUCUGAUGGCAGGACAUGACAGGCUGGACUGCUUAUGAGUGUGCCCUUUCCUAAGCCUCCGUUCCUAGAAGGAGGAAGGAUUCUCCAUUGGAGACAAUGACUGGAGGAGCCAGAGGGAAGGCAGAGGUCAGGAGCCUUCCAGCGCUGGAGUCUGGAUUGGAAGUGAGAGACAGGGCAAGACCAGUGUGAAUCUAAGGAGGAGCCUUGAAACUUGCUCAAGAGCCCAGGGUCCUCCGCUGGCACUUGGAGGAUUUAAUAAAGUAUG